Molecule: messenger RNA, 2647 nt
Organism: Silurus meridionalis
Lineage: Eukaryota; Metazoa; Chordata; Actinopteri; Siluriformes; Siluridae
Gene: xkr9
Product: XK, Kell blood group complex subunit-related family, member 9
Exons: 4
Coding region: 161-1315 (384 amino acids)
Biological process (GO): engulfment of apoptotic cell; phosphatidylserine exposure on apoptotic cell surface; apoptotic process involved in development
Cellular component (GO): plasma membrane
Source: RefSeq, a predicted model, not a curated record
UGGUGAUCUCCUCUUAUGAGAAGGCACAGACAUUCAGAGAAACUGAGCAUGGCAGUUGUUUUGGAAUGAAGGAGUGCGUGGGAGCCCUCUACGAUUAUGAAGCUGAAAAUGUAGUCUGGAUAUCCUGCAAUAACAAAACCAGGGGACCACACAACCAUGGAUGUUCACCGAGCGUGCCUCUGACAUGAAAGCAAUGGCAUUUAGUAGAUUCCGUUGGAUCUGUACUUUGAUUGGACUCAUAUUCUCCGUGGUGGAUAUUGUAUCUGAUUUGUUGCUGAGCUUGCAGUAUUUUAGGGAAGGACAAUACACCUGGUUUGCUCUGACUCUAUCAUUUAUUCUCGUCGGAUCACUGUGCACUCAAAUUUUCAGCUACUCUUGGUUUAGAGAUGAUCAUGAAGGUGAGGCGGAGAACAAAAAAACGAGCACGACGCAUAUGGGCUUGCUCCAUCUGCUUCACAUGGGCUUCUUCACCAGAUAUUAUGACCUGCUGAAGAAGAGCUUUGGUUGCGUAUGGAGGGCACACUCCGGUAAUGAGCCGAGUAACGAGAUGAAGCUGUUUGGUUUGGCGGCUGAUCUGAGCAUGCUGAGGCUGAUGGAGACAUUUCUGGAGAGCGUUCCUCAGCUCCUUUUGCAGACAUUCAUCAUGCUGCAGCACCAACGCACCUCCAAACUACAGUAUCUUAGCAUGGUCGUGUCCUUCCUAAAUGUAGCCUGGUGCACCGUGGAUUACUGGCGCUGUCUACGCAGAUCGCUCCCCAACACUGAAGAAAUGCCACGUGGAAUUCCGACAGCCGUCUACCUGCUUUAUAAAAUCUUGACGAUCACAGCCCGCAUUCUGAGCCUCACUUUUUUAAUCAUGCUGACCCCCUGGAACAUCCUGGUGUUAGUGUUUAUCUGGGUAGUAACGACCGUGUGGGCUCACGUAGUAAAAACCAAUUUCUGCACGUCACUGUGUAUGGAGGAGCUUUAUCGCAGUAUUGUCGGGGUUGUUCUGGUUUUCACCUUUUUCAACAUAAAAGGAAAGAACACCAAAAAAGAGAUGAGCGUAUAUUACGUUAUGAGCAUGCUCCAUAACUUCUCAGCUCCUCUUUUACUCUUCUUGUUCCUACCCAGGACUGCAGAAUCAGACUUUUUUUUACCCGUUACUUUUUUCAUAUUAAUGUCUAACCUGAUGGGACUGGGAUUGCUGAUCGUCUACUACAAUACUUUACACCCGAGAAAUCAAGACGAAUCAGAUGCCGUGGAUGGAAUGGUCCCAGAGAACAUAAAUAAUUCCUCCACUACAGGUCGUUUAGACCGUUUUAUAACACUGUAAAAAAAAUUAGGAUGUCUAUAAAGUCCAGGGAAACUACAUCUGUGAAUAGGUUGACGUUUGUCUUGUAUGCAAAGACUGAAUAUUGUCCAGACUUCCUAUCAUGUACAAACCAGAAGUACUCUUUCAAUGUAAACAACCUAAAUUCCUCUCACAGAUCUUAUAAUAUGCUUGAGUCUAUUUAGCAAAGCUAAUCAAGUAAAUACUAGACCAAAGCUAGCAGGUGAAAACUCUGUCAGCUUUGAAGGCAGUAAAAUCAAAGGCAGGAGACAAAUGUAAAAUAGUAACCAAAGCUAAUCCUCUGAGUGGAUGCUAACCUCUUGAAUGCUGAUGCAUUGUAGAGUGUAAGUUUGAGUGGGUUUAAAGACCAGUAUCUGUAGGGAGCUAUAAAAAAAACACACUUUAACCUGUAACACAUAACCUACUGAUAAAAAAGUACGUUAUUAUACAGCAAAAUGAAGUUUACCACUGUGUUCUCUGUGCCAGUAUGUGACAUAAACUGUUCUUUUUAUGUCAUUUUUUAAAAAAUAAAUGUUAAAUGCAGUAUAAAUAGAAAAAAAUAAUAUCCUGCCUUUAGUUCCUGACUAUACAGCCAGCAGACAAGAACCUAAACCCUAAACCUAUUCCUUUUCUAUUUGUGGAAACUGAUGACAGUGUAGCACCGGUAGAAGAUUCAACUUUUAGGACUAUUGAAGGAUUAUUUAUGAAAGCAACACUAAAGCACUUUACUUAAAGCUAAACCUUAUCAUGAAUACACAUUUAUUGGUCUAUGUAGGUUGUGUUCAUUCAUUUUUUUGUAUUUAAAAUGAAAAACAAAUAAUAAAGAAAAUUUAUUUAAUUUUUUUCGGUUUAAAUGUAAAAUAUUUAAAACACGCCUCAUCUGUAGUUUCGUGACAUCAUAUUUUUUUACUUUGAGAUUUGUGGUACAACCCAAAAGCCAACCAUCAGCGUAGAAUCCAUCAAUUGCUUCACCUUAAUGUUCUGCUUUCGCACAGAGAAAUUAUGAAUCACUACUUGCCUUUCAACAGCAACAAGAGACUGACAGAAAAUAUGAGUCCUACACAUGUUCUCUUCUUACAAUGCAAUGCCGUGAAAUAUCUUCAUACACUCAUUAUGGAACUUAUUGUUUGCGUGCUCAGCAACAAUAACACAGUUUUCACUUAUUUUCUGCUUUCAGCAUAAAAUCAAAAGCAGUAAAGGCACCAUGAAUCACAUUUUGUUUUUCAAAAACCAAAUGAAUGCAAGGUACACUGACUUUUUAGCUGUUAUUGCUGUAUUGCUAUACAGCUGCAUAACUGUAAAUGAAAACAGAAAUAAAAAUAUCUUUAACUGAAA